AUGUCUGGUGCAACCGGAGGUGAUACGGCAUCUCACCUAACCGAAAAGAUGCAGGAAAAGAUUUUCGAAGAGUUCGGAAAAGCUCUAGAAGCUAGUCCACCACAGUUCAUCGAUAGACUACAAACCAUGAUCUUAUCGGUGGUAGAAGAAAAGAUUAAUGAAUUGAAGGAGAGUCUCACGCAAGAAAGAGACAAGGGUAAAACGAAAACAUGUCCAUAUAACAAGUUUAUAGCAUGUAAACCCCCAAUCUAUAAUGGCGAAGUUGAUCCGAUCGUUUGUCAACUAUGGAUUAGCGAUAUUGAAGGGGUUUUCGAGAGAACCCAUUGUGAUGAGACCGAUUUUGUGGCUUACAGGACUGGUCAAUUAAGAGGUCAAGCAAAAGAUUGGUGGGACAAUCUUAAAAAGGAACAAGGAAUCGAGGCCACGAGAACUAUGACGUGGGAAGAAUUCAAAGUACCAUUCCUUAGACAUCACAGCCCAAAAGCCGUGAUCAAUAAGAUCAAAGAAGAGUUUAUUCAGUUAAGGCAAAGGGGCGAGUCGAUAGAUAAGAUCACGGGAGUGUUCCUAGACAAGCUCAGAUUUUGUGAUGAGCUAGUUCAAACAGAAGAGCAGAAGAUAUACUAUUAUUACAACAUGUUAAGUGCGGAGUAUCGGGAGUUUAUGACUCCCUCGAAAUACGGACAUCUUACGAAAAUCGUAAAUGCCGCACGAGAACGGGAGAUUGAGUUGAAGAAACGAAUUGAAAGAGGCGAAAGGAAGGCAUUGGAUGCGAAUCCAAGCCCCACGAAGAAGCAAAAGCCAAAUGAAAUUCCAAAGAAAGGAAACACCAAAGGGGGGUCACCUCAAUGCAAGAUAUGUGGAAAAGCUCAUUUGGGCGAAUGCUAUUUCAAGAAUAAACCAUGUCCUACUUGUGGGAAAGUGGGACACGUGGCUUCUAAUUGCCCGGGAAAAGUGUCGGUGUGCUAUAACUGA
Messenger RNA from Helianthus annuus (common sunflower), 972 nucleotides. RefSeq lists its product as uncharacterized. NCBI's taxonomy places the organism in Eukaryota, Viridiplantae, Streptophyta, Magnoliopsida, Asterales, Asteraceae. The transcript has a single exon. Bases 1 to 972 code for a protein of 323 amino acids. The record is from RefSeq and is a predicted model, not a curated record. Gene Ontology annotation, molecular function: zinc ion binding; nucleic acid binding.